AUGAUCACCGAGAGAAAUGGCGUGCUGAAUCUACCGAAGCCCAAGGCGUCUCUGCCCCCCAGCGGGAUCGUGGUCGUCCAUCCCGCGUACCCAAGGCUUCGUGCCAUUAUCACUAUUCCAUGCUUCGCCGCAGCAGACGACCCACCCGGCACCCCGCCUUACGCCUACUACAACAUGGUCCUCGACCUGGUCAGCGUGAUUGCGUGCAAUGCUUCUGGGGUUCUGCGUCGUGUGACUAAUCAUCCCUCCAACAAACUCCUUGAAGAACUUGACCUCGAACCCGCACAACCACGCCCGGACGGAGCUGUCAUUCAAGCCGGUGCCUUCUACGCCUUCGUUAUCGAGUCAAAGCCACUAAGUCACCGCAAGACAAUGGUUGCGUUGUCACAAAGAGGAGCGACCGCAAUGCCCUGCAACCGGCGCACAUCGUCCCUCAUGAUCCCGACACUAAGAUCUGGUGGAAGAAACACGCAUUGGCGACUGUGGACGAUUCGAGAAUCGACGGACCGGCCAAUAUCAUUCUACUUGUCGACCACCUCUUAUGGCCAGGGACUCGAUGCAGGCGAAUUUUGCUUCUUCCCUGCCCCUGGGUCCACACAGUUUCUCACUAUCUUCACCGGGGGUUGUUUGGCUGAGGACGCACUGCAAUUCAACUUCUCCUCUGCUGACUUCCCACCUCGGACACCAACACGACUCCUUUUCUUUGCCUUUGCACGAACGGCAUUCAUGCUGGCUCACACACAUCUGCACGAUAGCCUUGUCUUUAAAUUCCGGGGCCCUGACAAAGACGACGAGGGCAAUGCGUGGGUAGAUGCGAGUGAGAAUAUGCAAGAUGACGAGGACAAGAACAAUGGCGGUGGCUAUAAUGAAGCUGGAAAUAACGAAGAUGGGAGCAAUGAAGAGGGCCGAGGCAAUGGUGGCGACAAAGACAGCAAACCAGCCAAGCGGAAACGGGAAACGUCUCAGCAGGCCCGGGGGGAGCGGCCGAAUAAGAAAAAUCAAUCGGCCCUGGACACAGAUAUGUCUGACUCCGACCUUGACUCUGUGUUCACGAAGGAGGGUCUUCGGGAGUACUAUGAGCUGGCGCGGCGUGUGGAGGCGCUGCGAAAAAGAGGGUACUUUGUUGCCGAGAGGUGGUACCCAGGAUUCGAGCAUGCUAUGCAACAAAAACACGAUUGGGCCGUGGCGCAUCCGAGUGUGCGUGACCCGGGGAAUGCCCAAAUCGGGACGAUGGAUUGCUUGCAGUUGCCUACUCAUCAGGACGAUGCCGACGACUCGGAGCCGGAAAGACGACAACAUGAUGCAUCGACAAGGUCUGAGCUGUAG
Mycena indigotica is the source of this 1326-nucleotide messenger RNA. RefSeq lists its product as uncharacterized. The record is from RefSeq and is a predicted model, not a curated record. NCBI's taxonomy places the organism in Eukaryota, Fungi, Basidiomycota, Agaricomycetes, Agaricales, Mycenaceae. The transcript has 3 exons. The coding region runs from base 1 to 1326 and encodes 441 amino acids.